AUGCGGCCCGUCGCGACGACCUUCUUGCUCGUACCGUUGUUGCUCGUCGCGUGGCAAAACGGUGCGCAGGCCAACUGGUGGUACCUGGGCGUGGAGCCGCGGCUGAAUAGCGGAUCGGGUCAGAGCAGCGGUGCCGACGGACAGGCACAGAUCGUCGGCGCGGGUGUGAUCGGGCCGGCGAGCGCCGAAAAGAACUGCAAGAGCGUGCACCUGACCGCCAAGCAGCAGGCUAUAUGCUCCCGCUCGCCACCCGUCCUGCAGGCAGUCAGCGCUGGCGCGAGAUUGGCCAUAGAGGAGUGUCAGCACCAGUUUAGAUCAGCGAGAUGGAAUUGUUCCAUCAGCCCGGAAAAUCCGGAGAACGUUUUCGGCGGCGUGAUGCUAGUCAACAGUCGCGAGGCGGCGUUCGUCUACGCAAUAUCAGCGGCCGGAGUUGCUUACAGCGUCACGAGGGCCUGUUCCAGGGGCGAGCUCACCGAUUGCUCCUGCGACAACCGUGUCAGAACACGCCGCCCGAAUAAUUGGCAAUGGGGUGGCUGCAGCGAGGACAUCCACUUCGGUGAGAAGUUUUCGCGAGAGUGGUCCGACAGCGGCGAGGAGCCUGUGAAGGAGGGUGUCCUGCAAGGACCGAAAGGGCUGGCUGGCCAGCUGAUGAGGAAGCACGAUAGCGAAGCUGGCAGGCGUGCCGUCCGCUCGAGAAUGCAACGCGUGUGCAAGUGUCACGGUAUGUCUGGCUCGUGCAGCGUGCGCGUCUGUUGGAGAAGAUUGCCUACGUUUAGGGUGGCGGGCGCUGCACUGGCGGCGCUGCACGAAGGCGCAGCACUGGUACGACUGGCGCAACGCGGCGGAAGAAGAGCGGCGAGGCUGUGGCCCGCUCGUCCCGAUCUCAAACGGCCGAACAAAACGGACCUGGUGUACCUCGAAGACAGUCCCGAUUACUGCGAGAAAAAUCUCACGCUCGGUAUACCCGGCACGAGAGGAAGGAUAUGCAACCGAACGUCCAUGGGCCUGGACGGAUGUAGACUGCUGUGCUGCGGCCGGGGCUACCAGACGAGAGUCCGAGACGUGACCGAGAAGUGCGGGUGUCGGUUCGUCUGGUGUUGUCACGUGAAGUGCGAGCUAUGCCGGCACACGCGGGAGGAGCACGUCUGCAAUUAGGCGCGGUGACGUGCAUUCCGGUCGGCCUACCGAAAGGUGCUUCACGACCCUCUGCCUCUGCGUCCAGGCAGAUAUUCGACGACGACGAUUCAGCUUCACGGCCGUCGCCUGGGGAGAUCGAGGGUAGACCGCGCUUCUACCAACGCUGCUUUAAGUUCGACCUUAAAUGGCCGGGCCUGGCUGGCUCU
Molecule: messenger RNA, 1343 nt
Organism: Colletes gigas
Lineage: Eukaryota; Metazoa; Arthropoda; Insecta; Hymenoptera; Colletidae
Product: protein Wnt-1-like
Exons: 7
Coding region: 1-1155 (384 amino acids)
Biological process (GO): neuron differentiation; multicellular organism development; cell fate commitment
Cellular component (GO): extracellular region
Molecular function (GO): cytokine activity; frizzled binding
Source: RefSeq, a predicted model, not a curated record